CAUGAGUAUAUAAACCAAGUGUGGCUCACCAUGGCAACGCAAGAGCGAAGCUCGCAAAGUGAGGCCACUCAAAAAACAAUCACUUCUUAGCUUGAUCCUUCUCAGCAAGAGAUCCAGGUUUUUAAGUUUUUAGCCUCUUAUUUUUGUUUUAUCGUAAAAGAAAAAAAGAAACAAUCACUUGCAAGUCUUUAGUUUUCUCCUCCCUGUUCUCUGGUUUUGGAAUUGAGACAGGCUCUACUUAUAAUUUGGAAAAGUUUUUUUCUUUUUGUUUGGGUUUUCUUAACUUGUUCUUCGCAUAUCGUAAAACAUGGGAACCGCUAUAGGCAUGUACAGCAACAACAACAUCGUACCGGAUUUCCUAGAUCCGUAUAGUGAAGAACUGAUGAAAGCACUUAUGCCUUUUAUGAAAAGUGAUUAUUUCUCUGCCUCUUCUUCUUCACGCGAAUCACACCCUUCUCCUCUUAUUCCAUCUAAUUCUCUCCCCUCCUCCAACCAAAUCAGGCUCAACCAACUCACCCAAGACCAAAUUCUCCAGAUUCAGGCCCAAAUCCACAUUCAGCAGCAGCACGUGGCCCAAGGCCAAGCCCACCUGGGCCCAAAACGCGUCCCUAUGAAACACGCCGGCACGGCCGCGAAAGCCGCGAAGCUCUACCGCGGGGUGCGGCAACGGCAUUGGGGCAAGUGGGUCGCCGAAAUCAGACUCCCCAAGAACCGCACGCGCCUCUGGCUCGGAACAUUCGACACCGCAGAGGAAGCAGCAUUAGCGUACGACAACGCUGCGUUUAAGCUCAGAGGCGAGUUCGCGCGUCUCAAUUUCCCUCAUCUACGACACCACGGAGCGUUUGUUUUCGGUGAGUUCGGAGAUUACAGACCUCUACCUUCUUCCGUGGAUUCGAAGCUGCAAGCUAUUUGCGAAAGCUUGGCGAAACAAGAGGAAAAGCCGUGUUGCUCUGUCGAAGACGUGAAGCCCGUGAUACACGCUGCUGAGCUGGCAGAGGUGGAGUCUGACGUGGCAAAAUUGAACGCUGAAUAUGUUUAUCCCGAGUUCGAGGAUUUUAAGGUCGAGAACGAGAACCCAAUGUUGUCCUCGUCUGUGUCUGGCGAAUCUUCUUCGCCUGAAUCUGGUGUUACUUUCUUGGAUUUCUCGGACUUCUCGGAUUCUAAUAAUCAGUGGGAUGAAAUGGAGAAUUUUGGGUUGGAGAAGUUCCCUUCUGUGGAGAUUGAUUGGGCGGCAAUAUGACUCGCUGAAUUUUCGUUACGUCAAAUGGUUGGUUUGGCUUUGCUCUGCUUUUGGGUUUAGUAUGUAUCUACUACUUAUUAUGUUUUGUAAUUUCUUAGGUUUAUGUUUCGGUAGUGUCUUUGGCUGCUUCUGCAAUGGAUUUUUUGACAUUUGCGGAUGUUUUGCUCAGACACGAGGGUUGCAAAUUUUAGGCAGUGAAAUCAGAGAGGGUCGUAGUGGUCUUUUUGUGGUCUGCUCGUGUUUUUUGUUACUUGCAUGACCGUGGGGACUUCUACUUGUGUGUCUUGGGUAGCUACUUCUUGUUCAACUGUAAUUGAAGUGCCCUUCCAAUAUAUGAAAAAUUUACAUGUUCUUGUAAAGUAUGGACUAUGGA
This is a messenger RNA of Glycine soja, 1613 nucleotides long. Its product is annotated as ethylene-responsive transcription factor ERF060-like. NCBI's taxonomy places the organism in Eukaryota, Viridiplantae, Streptophyta, Magnoliopsida, Fabales, Fabaceae. The transcript has a single exon. Bases 308 to 1240 code for a protein of 310 amino acids. Gene Ontology annotation, biological process: regulation of DNA-templated transcription. Gene Ontology annotation, molecular function: DNA-binding transcription factor activity; DNA binding. The record is from RefSeq and is a predicted model, not a curated record.